Messenger RNA from Micropterus dolomieu (smallmouth bass), 9044 nucleotides. RefSeq names its product ADAM metallopeptidase with thrombospondin type 1 motif, 9 (gene adamts9). The coding region runs from base 907 to 6735 and encodes 1942 amino acids. The record is from RefSeq and is a predicted model, not a curated record. Gene Ontology annotation, biological process: proteolysis; extracellular matrix organization. Gene Ontology annotation, molecular function: metalloendopeptidase activity; zinc ion binding. Gene Ontology annotation, cellular component: extracellular matrix. NCBI's taxonomy places the organism in Eukaryota, Metazoa, Chordata, Actinopteri, Centrarchiformes, Centrarchidae. The transcript is spliced from 39 exons.
UUUGAUCCUCCACAUAACAAAGGCUUCCAUACAGCCUGCAGCAUUGUUCUGCUGAGGAGAAUAUAGCUCAUAAAACUAUUACCAUUAUCCCUACACAAUACCUUUUCCUGCACCUACUUAAGACCUCAGAUCACUAAUGUAUAUGGCUACGCUGUUUGCCAGUUUGCAUUUUGUCACUCUGUGAUCCCUUGAACUUCUAAGUAUACAGCCAUGCCCGGAUUAUCUCGCUUGUGGCCCCAGGGAAGGCAUUUUCUAUAUGGGCCGAUCUAACUGCCAUGGUCACUGAUCUGCUCUGCACACUGUGCUAAAAGCCCGCCCCUCUAUAACCUGAGGUUAUUGAAAGUAUGUACCUAUGUUAGUUUAUAUAAGAACUUGCAUACAAUUGAACUGCAUACAAAUUAAAUUAGUUAAUCGGGCACUUUAUGGUUACUGGGGGCCAUCAGUAUGGACCCUAUAUAGGCUGGUCUUAACUUAGAAUUAUAAAAUAACCCAAAUAGACUUGUGAACAACCCAGUCAAUGAUGAUAUCACAUCAUCCAAAGUGGACCACUGUUGUCACUACAGUAUAUAACGGGAGUGGCUUCACUGUAGCACAAGUGUACCUUGUCUGGCUGAUCCCGCCCCUAGCUGGGGAGAAAGCUGGUGUACAGGCUUGCAGCGGAGCCCAUCGCAGUUGACUGUUUGAGCAGCCCACCCCUCUCUGCAGUAUGCAUGUUUGCCAGGGAAUCCGCGAAGCGCUCACGUCCCAGCAGUGUACUUCACCGGCGAGAGAUCAUCUACUCAAGAGUCGAGGAUAAUAAAAUUGGAUGUGGCAGGCGGACCGGAGGCGGAAAGCCCGGAGUGACUGGAGGAAUACAGUAUUACUACAGGAAUACAGGCUGCCGCUUUCCUCUGAACGUGGACAAUCAUGCAUGUGCUCUUCUGGGGCUUGGGGUUCCUACUAUUCCCUGAUUUCUUAAAUGUUGUUGCAUCUACGGGGAGAUUACUUUUGAAUUCAAGCACAGUAAAAGAGGAGAUCGGCGCUUAUGAGAUUGUAACACCGCUGCGAGUGAAUGAAGCCGGUGACAAGUUUCCAACCAGUGUGCACUUCAAGAGGAAAAGACGAAGUUUGGACGAGAGCACCGGCAAUAGUACGGAUCACUGGGCCUCGCCAAAUAUCCACUACAGGAUAUCUGCUUUCGGACAGAAUUAUCACCUCAACCUCACGCUGGAUUCGGGAUUUAUCGCACCUCUCUACAGCGUGACAGUACUUGGAGUACCCCGAGGAGAUAACAUAACGGAUUUUGCAACAGAUGCAGAGGUAGAGGAGGAGGAGGACACGGAGUUAAGGCACUGCUUCUAUAAGGGACAUGUAAAUGCACAAGCAGAACAUGCCGCGGUCAUCAGUUUGUGCUCCGGACUGCUUGGCACUUUCAGGUCUCCAGAAGGGGAGUAUUUUGUGGAACCCCUACACAGCUAUCAAGGAGAACACUAUGAAGAGGAACACACAAAACCUCAUAUUGUAUACAAGAAGAGCCCACCCAAGAAACAACAGACAUCUGAGGAGAACUCAGCAUGUGACACUUCAGGACACAAACACAGACAUAAGAGACACAAGCUUAAGAGAAGGCCAGUAGCUGGGGUGACCACUGUGCCCGAUGCAGCCCCUGUGGUAGGUGCUGGUAUAUUCAAUGAUGUGGCGUCACUGAGUGCCGGCCUGGCCAGAGAUGCUUUGCUCAGAUCAGAGAGCGGCAGUGCUAGCGCUAGACCAUCAAAUGAUAGCAGUGGUGACUCAGGACCUCACAGGAGAUCAAAGCGCUUCCUCUCCUACCCGCGCUUUGUUGAAGUCAUGCUGGUGGCCGACAGCAAAAUGGUGGAGCAUCAUGGCAGCAACCUACAGCACUACAUACUCACAUUGAUGUCCAUAGUGUCUUCCAUCUACAAAGACCCCAGCAUUGGCAACCUGAUUAACAUUGUGAUUGUAAAGUUAGUCAUAAUAAACAACGAGCUGGAUGGUCCAGUCAUUUCAUUUAAUGCACAGACCACUUUAAAGAACUUCUGCAUUUGGCAGCAGAGCCAGAACAUCCUGGAUGAUAACCACCAUUCCCAUCACGACACUGCCAUCCUAAUCACCAGGCAGGACAUCUGCAGAGCAAGGGACAAGUGUGAUACCUUAGGACUUGCAGAGUUGGGGACGGUGUGUGAUCCGUACAGGAGCUGCAGCAUCAGCGAGGACAACGGACUUAGCACUGCAUUCACCAUCGCCCAUGAACUUGGUCAUGUGUUCAACAUGCCUCAUGACGACAGUAACAAGUGCAAGGAGGACGGAGUCAAGAUUCAGCAACAUGUGAUGGCUCCCACACUUAACUACAACACAAACCCUUGGAUGUGGUCUAAGUGUAGCAGGAAGUACAUCACCGAGUUCCUCGACACAGGAUAUGGUGAGUGCUUGCUCGAUGAGCCCGUUUCUAGGCCUUACAGUCUGUCGCAGCAGCUGCCUGGACGGAUAUACAACGUCAAUAAACAGUGUGAAUUGAUAUUUGGGCCGGGAACUCAGGUGUGCCCUUAUAUGACCCAGUGUCGGCGGUUGUGGUGCACCAGUCCAGAGGGUGCCCAGCGGGGCUGCAGGACCCAGCACAUGCCGUGGGCAGACGGCACUGACUGCUCCCCUGGAAAGCACUGCAAACACGGCCUGUGUAUAGCAAAAGAGCAUGACGCCACACCUGUGGAAGGGGCAUGGGGAGUUUGGAGUCCUUUUGGUACCUGUUCACGGACAUGCGGCGGGGGCAUCAAGAUUGCCGUGCGCGAAUGCAACCGACCCGUGCCCAGAAAUGGAGGAAUGUAUUGUGUGGGACGCCGAAUGAAGUUUCGUUCCUGUAACUCUGAGCCCUGCUCCAAGCAGAAGAAGGACUUCAGGGAGGAGCAAUGUGCGGCUUUCGAUGGCAGGCACUUCAACAUCAACGGUCUACCUCCUAAUGUUCGCUGGGUGCCCAAGUACAGCGGAAUCCUGAUGAAGGACAGGUGUAAGCUGUUCUGCAGGGUGGCCGGCAGCACAGCUUACUAUCAGCUCAGGGACAGGGUCAUUGAUGGCACGCCAUGCGGACCCGAUACCAACGACAUCUGUGUCCAGGGCCUGUGCAGGCAAGCGGGCUGUGACCACGUAUUGAACUCUAAAGCAAGGAGGGACAAGUGUGGCGUGUGCGGAGGUGACAACUCUUCCUGCAAAACUGUGGCAGGCACCUUCAACAUCGUCCGCUAUGGUUACAAUGAAGUAGUGCGAAUACCCAGUGGUGCUACAAAUAUAGAUGUGCGACAACACAGCUACUCAGGGAAACCGGAGGAUGACAACUACCUCGCCAUAUCAAAUAGCCGUGGAGAGUUCCUGCUUAACGGAGAGUUUGUGGUCAGCAUGUUCAAAAGGGAAAUCAAAGUAGGAAACGCUGUCAUCGAGUACAGUGGCUCUGACCACGUCAUUGAGAGAAUCAACUGUACUGACCGCAUCGAGGAGGAGAUUAUUGUCCAGGUGCUAUCUGUGGGCAACCUUUACAACCCAGAUGUCAGGUACUCCUUUAACAUCCCCAUAGAGGACAAACCGCAGCAAUUCUUCUGGGAUGCCUAUGGGCCCUGGCAGGAGUGCAGCCGCCUGUGCCAAGGAGAGCGCAAGCGGAAGAUUCUCUGUAGCAGAGAGUCAGACAGGGUGGUGGUGUCAGACCAAAGGUGUCACGGUACAGCUAGACCGGCCGUCAUCACUGAGCCCUGCAACACUGAAUGUGAACUCAGGUGGCAUGUGGCUCGUAAGAGUGAGUGCACGGCCCAGUGCGGCCUUGGAUAUCGUACCCUGGAAAUAUAUUGUGCCAAAAUCAGCCGUGCAGAUGGCAAGACCCAGAAGGUUGAUGAUCGCUACUGUAGUGGUCAGCGCAAACCUGAUGAUAAGGAAGGCUGCCAUGGAGACUGUAACCCCGGUGGCUGGGAGUACUCGCCUUGGUCAGAGUGCUCCAAGAGCUGUGGUGGGGGCACCCGCCGUCGAGGGGCAGUGUGUCGAAAGGCAGCCGAGGCCGGCAGUGAUGAGAGCAAAUGCAGUCAAAGGGACAAGCUGACCGCCCAACCCUGCAAUGAUUUCCUGUGUCCACAAUGGAAGACCGGUGACUGGUCUGAGUGCCUCGUGACGUGCGGGAAAGGCUAUAAGCACCGUCAGACUUGGUGUCAGUUUGGUGAGGACCGUUUAGAUGACCGCUUUUGUGGCUCAGCAAAACCUGAGUCUGUGCAGACAUGCCAGCAGCAGGAGUGUGCCUCUUGGCAGGUUGGACCCUGGGGACAAUGCACUACCUCGUGUGGGCCAGGCUACCAGAUGCGAGCGGUGAAGUGUGUGGUUGGCUCUUAUGGGGCUGUCAUGGAUGACACUGAAUGUAAUGCUGCCACCCGACCCACUGACACCCAGGACUGUGAACUGGCCCAGUGUCCCAGCAGCCACCCUGUUCCCCCAGGGACCAAAGUCCCCUCCCACCAGGGCCACAAAACCCAGUGGCGUUUUGGUUCCUGGACCCAGUGUAGUGCCAGCUGUGGCAAAGGUACGCGGAUGCGUUAUGUGAGUUGCCGUGACAACCAGGGUGGAGUGGCAGAUGAGUCGGCCUGCGCCCAUCUACCAAAACCCCCUGCCAGAGAAGUGUGCUCAGUAGUGGCCUGCGGACAGUGGAAAGUGCUGGAAUGGACAGUGUGCUCAGUGACCUGUGGCCAAGGGAAGACGACACGGCAGGUACUGUGCGUCAACUUCAGUGACCAAGAAGUGAAUGCUAAUGAGUGUGACCCAGACGAUCGUCCUACCACAGAGCAGGACUGCGCUAUGUCUCAAUGCCCGUCCCACUCCAGUGAGUCCCGACCUUUCCCGUCCUCACCAAACACCAGCACCAGGAACAACCUGCCCCGUAGCCAAUCCCACCAGUGGCGGACUGGACCCUGGGGCGCGUGCUCCAGCACAUGUGCAGGAGGUUUCCAGCGGCGUGUAGUAGUGUGCCAGGAUGAGAAUGGGUACCCUGCCAACAGCUGUGAGGAUCGCAGCCGGCCCAAUGAGCAACGAUCCUGUGAGUCAGGGCCAUGUCCACAGUGGAUCUAUGGCAACUGGGGAGAGUGCACCAAGCCAUGUGGCGGUGGGAUAAAGACGAGGCUGGUGGUGUGUCAGCGUCCAAACGGCGAACGUUUCAAUGAUCUGAGCUGCGAGAUCCAUGACAAGCCACCAGAUCGUGAGCAGUGCAAUACUCAGCCGUGCCCGUCUAGCCCCCACUGGAACACAGACCCAUGGAGCUCGUGCUCUGCCUCCUGUGGAAGAGGGUUCAAGUCUCGUAAGGUGAGCUGUGUGACCGGGUCAGGCCGCUCUGUCCCAGAGGAAAACUGCCAGACUCUGUCCCCUAAACCGAGCAAGCAGAGGCGCUGCCGAGGUGGACGGUGUCCCAAGUGGAAGACUGGCAGCUGGAGAGAGUGUUCAGCAUCGUGUGGCGACGGCAUCCAGCGUCGGGAGGUGUUCUGCCAGGAUGGAGACCGACGGAGCCCGAUAGAGAGCGGCUGCUCGCAGCGAUCCAGACCAGCGUCCAGCCAGACCUGCCGGGUCGCUCAGUGCCCCUCUCGGUACCGGUGGAGAGAAGGAGAUUGGCAGACGUGCAGUAAGUCGUGUGGGGCGGGCCACCGACGGCGAGCCUUGCAGUGUGUGGACCACAACCAGCAGGAGGUCCAUGAGAUGUACUGUGUGAAUCAGAUCAGACCUCCAGACAUGGAGAGCUGUAACAGCCAGGCCUGUGAGUUAAUCUGGAUCACAGGGGAAUGGACAGAGUGCUCAGCCAGCUGUGGACAGGGCUACCGGCAGCGUCUGAUCUCCUGCAGCGAGGUGCAUGUGGAGAAUGACAACUAUGAGUACGGCCAUCAGUCUCUGUCCAACUGCCCCGGGACCCCCCCUGAGAGCUACAUGCCUUGUAAUUUGGACCCGUGCCCACCGCCACAGAAGUGGAGGGUUGGAAUCUGGGGACUGUGUUCAGUGAGCUGUGGUGAUGGGGUGAUGGAGAGGACGGUGCAGUGCGUGUCCACGGAUGGCCAGGAAAGCAAUAGGUGUUCUCUAGACGCCAUGCCAGAGGACAGAAAAGUCUGCAGAAAUCCAGCCUGCCAUUUGCCUUCUAGCUGUCGUGACGUCCAGAGCGCGCACGGCCCCCUCCCAGACAGCGAACACUUUCUCAAUGUUCAAGGAAAAGCACGCAAGGUCUACUGUGCAGGAAUGCAGACGGAGACUCCACAGGAGUACAUCACCUUGACAACGGGAGAAAGGGAGAAUUUUUCAGAGAUCUUUGGCUUCAGGCUCAAUGACCCCACCCAGUGUCCAGCCAAUGGCUCCAGCAGAGAGGAUUGUGACUGUCGGAGAGACUACACCGCCGCCGGUAUCACCACCUUCUCCAAAGUGCGCCUGGACCUCAGCAAAAUGAACAUCAUUACUACAGAUUGGCAGUUUGCUUUCACCCGUGAAGGCAAGAGUGUUCCAUUCGCUACAGCUGGAGACUGCUACAGCGCCGCACGCUGUCCACAGGGGCGGUUUCGGAUCAACCUCUCAGGAACAGGUUUUAAGGUGGCUGAGGACACCUCUUGGACCUCCCAGGGCAACUAUGCAGUAGCUGAUAUACAAAAAUCACAGGAUGGCAGCAGAGUGUCAGGAAUAUGCGGAGGCUACUGUGGGAAAUGUACUCCAUCCUCUGGCUCCAGCCUGCCUCUAUCAGUGGAAUAGAUCUAAUACCGUUAAACAGGUGGGGGGUGCAUUUUACAUAUGACAAAAAAUUUAAUUAUAACACAAGAGUUUAGCCCUGCCACCAUAAUUCAAAACAUGUGAUCCAGAUCUGCAUUCGCGGAAUAUCUUUCCUUUUGUCCAGUCUUUCUACUACUGUGCAGGUUUAUGAGUUUUUAAUUAGUAACUAACUAAGUGUUAGUGUUGUUUGCGUGUCUUUUUUCCACUUCAGGUGGCCUUUGUGUCAGGACAUCCCUCCUCUUUGGUGCUACAGUAAAAUCAGAGCUCAAAACCAUCCUCCACAUGACCUCUUUUAUUCCCGUGUGUAUAGUGUAAAUUAAUCAGGUGUAAGUACUGUACAUAGCAGGAUAAAAAUUUCUUAUUUAUUGUACUCUCUCCAUUUAUUUUUGUAUUGUAAUAUAGUUUUACUCUUUUGUUGUUUGUGUAAACACUACACAGUUGCCAUUUAUCAGAUUUUUUUUGUUGUUGCCAGAAUGUGCCUUCCAAUUUGGAUAUUUGCCAUUUGGACUUGUUAGUACUGUCAUCACUCCACACUGCUUCACUGUUACAGCCAUAUGUUCCUUUUGAGACCAACUCAGUCAGUUGUGUUUUACACUAAUCUCAUUGUUGUGAUGGUCACCUGUCCUUUUGUUCAUAGGCAGUGAGGUGUCUCCAAUCAAUGGGUCUUUUUUUAUAACCCUUUUGCAGACACGUGGAUAGUCUUGUUUUACACUGUGUGCUAUUAAGUAGCUCCUUUAGACAAUUUUUAUUUUGGUUUAGGGAACGUCUCAGUUUCUUAGUUUGACUGUAUUUCCCAUUUAGAUGUCAAGUACAUCGAUCCUUACAGUUCUCAGUUGAGGGCAACUGUUGCCCAGAAACUUCCUCUUACUGGGAUGCUGCACUCUGUGGCCGUUUACAAAAUUCCGCGCCUCCUUCACCAGCACACUUUUCAUCUCAAUUUACUUUUGAGGUGUUGUAUUUGUAGCCAAUCAAAUUUAAAACCCAGUAUUAUAAACCUGCAUCUCUCCAGCUGUUAACUGCAGCAAUAAACAACAACAACAACGUGAGACGUUUACCCAUAGAGACGCGCCAACACAAACCCACUGGAACACAUUACUGGAUCCUAAGGAGAAGGUUGUAGGUUACAGGCGCUGUAGAGAUUACGCUGCCAGACAUCAGAAAGAGCCAAAUUCCUCUGUGUUCUUGCAUGUCUCCCAGGUAGCGUGCAGUGACCACAGAGAGCCAUUAGCCUUUAGCUUUUACAGAGCAGACAGGUUAUCUUAUCUGGAGCAACUUGAAAGAAUUCAGGAAAGAAAGACUUCACCUCAGGCCAAUAAAAUUCCAGUAGGUACUCCGGAGAUAUAAUGCACUGGUCGGGCCCUGGAGACACCUCUCAAACUGCUGAGCUCAUUGGCCCUACAGCAUGAUUUCUGUCCAGAUGCUGCCCAUAAAACUGUUGCCGUCUGUACCUCACAUUCUUCUCUCCAUAUUUGUUUUAAAGAGUCUGUCCAAACAUACUAAUAUGCACCUGCUUAGAGCAUUCUGACUUCUGUUUUUGUGACUAUAUCAGGGUACUUUUUGUGUAUAUGUCUGUAUGCUUUCGUAUCUCUUUAGCCAGUUUUAUACAGUUUGUGAGCAUUUUUUGUUGUUGCAGAAACAUUGAAAGACAGGAAGAAUUCAGCCAACCUAGUCUUACAUUAUUUAAGCCCUAACUGUGUGUAGGGUACAUACUGUAUGUACAACUGAUGAAGAAGCCAUAUUUGUUUUUAUAAGCCUUCCUGCAUAUGGUGCUAUUUUAGUGCCUUAUGUGAUAAUGUGCAGACUUCAGCCAAAGGGAAUGUCUUAAUCUGCCGUUACACUAGUAUGAAAUUAUUUCUAAUAACAUGGGGGAAGUAAACAUUUUGUGUCUUGUGAGAAUUAUAGUUCAGUCAAUAGAGUUCUCAGGUGUCAUAAGUGAAGGGAUUCUUAUGAUAUUUAAGUGUAUUUAACGUACUUUACACAUUUGCUGCAUGUUUAUCAGGUAACUCAAAAUAUAUUAAGUUUAACAACUUACAGUGUCAUUAUAUAUGCUUUAUUUUAUAUGCAAAUAUUUAUUUCACCUUUUCUUUAUGUUAAUGUAAAUAGACUUUGGUCAUAAAUGACUAUUGAUUACCAUGCAGUAUUGCCAUAAAAUGAACUGUCUGCCAACACAUUUUCUAUUUUGUGAAUGCAUUUAUUUAUCAUAUCUGCAUAAAUGGUAUAGGCAGAGUGCUGCCAUAUGAAAAGCAUGAUUUAUGUAUGAGAUCAGAUAAGGCAAUGAUCAGAAGGAAAUA